Fonsecaea erecta is the source of this 645-nucleotide messenger RNA. RefSeq lists its product as hypothetical. Lineage: Eukaryota; Fungi; Ascomycota; Eurotiomycetes; Chaetothyriales; Herpotrichiellaceae. The coding region runs from base 1 to 645 and encodes 214 amino acids. The transcript is spliced from 2 exons. The record is from RefSeq and is a predicted model, not a curated record.
AUGCCUUGGAGCGUUCUGGCAUCCUGGGAUACUGAAAAGGACUUCCUGGUGACAUCGACUUCUAAUAUCAGCGCCGUCAUCAUUACCCUUUGGGCAUCUCAAUCUUUCAGCCCCUCGCAGCCUCUAUCUAUGGUCUUCGGGGACUAUUUUCUCCAGCUUGCAGAGCAGGUUCAGCACGCGAAGACUCAGCAAUGGUGGCAUGCAGUCGCCCCUCUGUACAAUCUCCUGCUUCUGUGCUGCUUGCCAUAUCUCUCAAAGUUCUAUACUGCUCACAUUUCCAAGACUCAGCCUCUACUUUCCGCUCCGCCAUCCUUCAAAACGUCCGAUCCAGUCCUCAAUUCAGACACAAUCUCCCCCAUCACAGCGGCAGAAGAGGAGAUCACAGGCUCUGACAGUGUCGUCAAGGGUGGUCCUACAGCUCAAGCCCAGUCUCAUGUUGGCGAGUCCAUCAACUCCCAAACCCUGCACGAUAUCACCGAGGGCGAGAAGAGACUCACUAGCGGUGAACGGAUGAGAAGUGGCCCCACGGCCACGGCUCAAAGUAUCCUCGUUCAGGAACGCAAUGAAACGUCCCCCGCCUCCGCCAACGAGCAACAUCCAACUGAAACGCUCAAGCGAUACCGUCUCGAAGAUUACUGCGGCUGA